AUGAGCCGCACUCAGCGCCACUCUGGCGGCAGUGCAGGCGGAUCGCGCCGUAAUGGCGGCGCUGAAGGCUGUGAGAGCUAUCGUGGAGACUCACACGGAAACCAUACCACAUCUACCUCGACUUCAAGAAACCAUGCCUACGACCCGAGCAGAGACUCAAUAUAUACCCAAGCGCCGCGCCCAUCUAGGUCCGAUCACGCCCACCUUACCCAAGUGACCAACAACUCAGCUUUGAACACACCACCUCCCCCGGCACAUCCUCAGAACCUACCGUAUCGCCCCUACAAUGCACAACACCAGUUUUUGACCAACCACUCGUCAUCUCACCUUCGGAUCUCGCCUUACGACCCCUAUGGUAGGGAUUUCAACGCAUCGCAAGCUUUCCAAACCACAUCCCUGGCUGGCGUUUUUGCACAGCCGGAUAGGCAGCCAUAUUAUCCUGCAACCGGCGGCUCCCGUCAGGAUCAAGCUGCGGACCGAUACGCCGACCCGUAUAACACUGUUGGUCAUAUUAGACGUGACGGAGCGGUUUACGACCAAGAGGAGGAGUAUGAGGAGUACAGACCAUAUGGUUCGAACGUUCAUCAACACGGACAACGAGGAUACUACGGAAGUAAUGACACAUCUCGCUAA
Molecule: messenger RNA, 633 nt
Organism: Alternaria burnsii
Lineage: Eukaryota; Fungi; Ascomycota; Dothideomycetes; Pleosporales; Pleosporaceae
Exons: 2
Coding region: 1-633 (210 amino acids)
Source: RefSeq, a predicted model, not a curated record